ACUCCAGCUGCGGUAAAUAGACUGAGGCUCCUCACACUUGACUUGAAUGGUCCAAAAUUGCUCAAGGUAGGCACAAAGAAAAAGGGAUGCUCAGGACAAACCUACACGCUCGAAUAUGUCACUGAAAAAUCCAAGUUUGACGAAGUUGUUGUGCAAGAUGGCGUCCAGGUUUUGAUCGACUCCAAAGCACUUUUUUCACUGAUAGGAUCUGAGAUGGACUAUGUAGAGGACAAGCUAUCUGCUCAAUUUGUUUUCAAUAAUCCAAACGUCAAGGAAAUGUGUGGAUGUGGCCAAAGCUUUAUGACCUGA
Messenger RNA from Batrachochytrium dendrobatidis JAM81, 309 nucleotides. RefSeq names its product Fe-binding Fe/S cluster assembly protein ISA1. The annotation marks the transcript as partial. The transcript has 2 exons. NCBI's taxonomy places the organism in Eukaryota, Fungi, Chytridiomycota, Chytridiomycetes, Rhizophydiales. Gene Ontology annotation, molecular function: 2 iron, 2 sulfur cluster binding. Gene Ontology annotation, biological process: iron-sulfur cluster assembly. The record is from RefSeq and is a predicted model, not a curated record. Gene Ontology annotation, cellular component: mitochondrion; cytoplasm.